Messenger RNA from Leguminivora glycinivorella, 813 nucleotides. RefSeq lists its product as uncharacterized. The transcript has 5 exons. NCBI's taxonomy places the organism in Eukaryota, Metazoa, Arthropoda, Insecta, Lepidoptera, Tortricidae. The record is from RefSeq and is a predicted model, not a curated record. Bases 1 to 771 code for a protein of 256 amino acids.
AUGGUAUACGGACGUGGAAGACGGCAGUUUGUGAUGGGUGGUAAGAUGAGUCUGAAGGUUUUGUGUUUUGGGUUGCUUCUGGGUGCGGUGGCUGCGGAGUACAGUGAUGGUUUGAAUUUCAGGGGCUUCAUGCCGAGCUCCAGUUUUCGCACGGAGGACCAGCUGGCGGAGCCCUCGGCCAGGGUAGAAAAGAGCAGAGAAGAGAGGGAGCAGAAUGAUCGGGAUCGCACGCAGCGCUUCGGGAUUUCCACUUAUGGCACGACGGGGGCGCAGGGCCCGUAUGGCGGAUCGGCUCCGGGUCUAUACGGCCCCGUGAAAAUAGACCUGGGUGGCGUGCUGAUCGGGUCAAUCCUAGGUUUUGGAGCGGUGCUCAUCCUGCCUAAGAUCAUGCACGUGCUUUCGUACGGCUAUGGUGGUGGAUACGGACGUAGUGUAGACUCAGGGUCAUCCCAGAUAUCAGACAUGCUGAAUCGACUGGACGAGAGUCUAGCGCGGUACAAUAUCGACUCGGGCGCGUGUACGCAACGGCUGGCGUGCUCGUAUGUUCAGCUGGCCAAUGAGAACAUGCAGGCCGGGAAUGCUACGGAGUUUGACGCGCUGCUGGCUAAUUUGUCCAGCAACUCGCUAGUCCGUCGUAUGCUGGACGGCACGGCAAUAUUCGAAGCGGUGAGCGCGGGCCGCACGCACGGCGACUGCCAGCAACUCUAUCCAAAGUGCAAGUUGGACAAGAAGACCGUCGUCAAGGUGCUGACGCAGCUGGUGCCCUCGUAAAAUAGAUAAGGAUUAUUGUAGAAUAAAUUAGUCUUAGUUGUU